AUGGCUAUCCCUAUGCCAGGCUCGCCUUCGUCGUCAUGGCCCGUGUUUCGUGAGCGUCUGAAGCAAACGUUCAGAGGCGCAGACCCUAGAGUCUGUAUGGCUUUCUGGCUUUUUGGUUUGAUCAACAAUGUCCUCUACGUUAUCAUCUUGACUGCGGCUCUUGACCUCGUGGGACCGGGUAUCCCCAAGGGCGUGGUGCUUCUCGCCGAUGUCAUUCCUUCUUUCCUCACCAAGUUACUGGCGCCUUACUUCAUCCACGCCGUUCCUUAUUCUAUCCGAAUCCUGAUCUUCGUGGGCUUGUCUGCAGCCGGAAUGCUGUUGAUUGCGUUGACGCCGAGUUACAUCGAUGGUGGGACAAUAUCUACCAAGAUGGCAGGUGUAAUACUGGCGUCUUUGAGUAGUGGUGGUGGUGAGCUGAGCUUUGUGGGCUUAGUCCACUACUAUGGACCAUUUUCCCUGGCGGCUUGGGGCAGUGGAACCGGAGGUGCUGGCCUGAUCGGUGCUGGCGCAUAUGCUCUAGCAACAACAUCCUUCGGCCUGAGCGUCAAGGCAACAAUACUCGCAUCCGCCUGCUUGCCAGCAGUCAUGCUGGUGAGCUUCUUCCUCAUUUUACCACUUGAGCCAAUUCGAUCGCAUGCCAAGAGCAAACAAGUCAAUAUCAACAACGUAAGAACAAACGAUGCCGACGACAUCGAGAGUGAACAGAGAGAAGGACUGCUGUCAGAGACUGCCUCCCUCGGGGAAGGAUUCAUUUCUUACGACAAGGGGACAUCUGCCUGGAGUGUGUUCGAGCACAACUUGAUCAGGGCAAAAGGACUCUUUUUCCCAUUCAUGCUGCCUCUUCUGUUAGUGUAUGUGGCAGAGUAUACGAUCAACCAGGGCGUCUCUCCAACAUUGUUGUUCCCACUGAAGGAGACACCUUUCAAACAUUUCAGAGCCUUUUACCCUACGUACAAUGCGAUCUAUCAAGCCGGGGUCUUCAUUUCAAGAUCAUCAACCCCAUUUUUACGGAUCCACAAUCUAUACCUCCCCUCUUGCCUACAAGUGGUCAACCUGGCAGUCCUGACGUUCCACGCGCUAUAUGAUUUCAUCCCCAGCGUCUAUAUCGUGUUCACCAUCAUCUUCUGGGAAGGCCUGCUGGGGGGAUUGGUGUAUGUAAACACAUUUGCGGAAAUUAGUGAUACCGUCCCCAAGGAAGACCGAGAAUUCUCCCUUUCGGCAACGACCGUGAGCGAUUCAGGUGGGAUUUGCAUUGCCGGGUUUAUUAGCAUGGUGUUUGAGGUCUGGUUGUGUAAAUGGCAAGUUAAAAUGGGUAGGGAUUUCUGCAAACAGCUGUGA
Exophiala aquamarina CBS 119918 is the source of this 1338-nucleotide messenger RNA. RefSeq lists its product as uncharacterized. The record is from RefSeq and is a predicted model, not a curated record. NCBI's taxonomy places the organism in Eukaryota, Fungi, Ascomycota, Eurotiomycetes, Chaetothyriales, Herpotrichiellaceae. Gene Ontology annotation, biological process: regulation of intracellular pH. Bases 1 to 1338 code for a protein of 445 amino acids. Gene Ontology annotation, cellular component: vacuole; membrane. The transcript is spliced from 2 exons.